Wasmannia auropunctata (little fire ant) is the source of this 2173-nucleotide messenger RNA. RefSeq names its product alaserpin-like. The transcript has 8 exons. Lineage: Eukaryota; Metazoa; Arthropoda; Insecta; Hymenoptera; Formicidae. Gene Ontology annotation, molecular function: serine-type endopeptidase inhibitor activity. The record is from RefSeq and is a predicted model, not a curated record. Bases 99 to 1295 code for a protein of 398 amino acids.
GGGGUUUUCCUAAGGAGAUAUUUUAUAUUCUCGCUCGCUCGGAUCGUCCUCCGCAGUAAGCAUUCGGUGCUCGAAGGAGACGAAUUUGUUGCAACAAGAUGCGUACGCUACAAAGAAGUUUUUUGGCAUUUUGCCUGUUUGCAUCAACCAUGGCCACGCCAGUUGGAGAUAAUUUGGCUGCUCAGGCUGUUUCUCAGGGCGCCAAUUUGUUCUCUACCAACUUCGUCAAGACCGUUUCACAAGACCACCCAAACAAUUUGAUAUGCUCUCCCCUGAGUGCCCACAUCGCCUUGAGCAUGGCGGCUGACGGCGCUGCCGGAACUACCGAGGCACAGUUUAAAGAUGUUCUCAAGCUUCCAGCCACGAAACAACAGACCCUGGAAGGUUACCAGAAUCUCAUCGAGAAAUUGAAUAAUGUUGAGAAUGUUACUUUGAAGCUCGCCAACAAGUUGUUUCUCGGCAAAGAUUUCCCGGUAAAACCUGAAUACAAACAGGAUCUCAUAACGCACUAUCACUCCGACAUUCAAUCGGUAGACUUUGCUAAAAGCGAGGAAGCCGCGAAUACCAUCAAUAUCUGGUGCAAGGAUAAUACUAACAAUCGCAUCGACAAAAUCGUUACUCAGGACGAUUUGAAUGAUGAUACUAAGCUGGUGCUCGCAAACGCCGUGUACUUCAAGGGCCAAUGGGCACACCAGUUCGAUCCGCAGGCUACCUCGAAUCGCCCAUUCCAUGUUAGCGAGUCCAACCAAGUAGAAGUUCCAACUAUGUACAGGAAGGGCAACUACAAAUACGCCGAAUUGCCGGAAUACGAUGCUAAAUGUAUCGAGCUGCCGUACGCGAAUAAAGAGAUCAGCAUGGUGAUUAUCCUACCUAAUCAAAUUAACGGUCUGGCUGCGCUGACCGACAAACUUGCUGAAGUUAGCGCGGAAUGCAGCACUCGCCUCGCGCAAACGUACGAACGCGAAGUCCGACUGUUCCUGCCCUUAUUCAAGACCGAGUCCAAAAUGGAUCUUGGCGAUACAUUGAAAACUAAGAUGGGCCUUCCUGAACCGUUCUCCAAUGCGGCUAACUUUAAUGGCAUUUCCGACAUACCUCUGAAGAUCGACAAAGUCGUGCAAAAAGCUUUCAUCGAAGUUAACGAGGAGGGUAGCGAGGCGGCCGCCGUCACUGGCAUCAGCAAUCGAAGAUUUCUACCUGAUUUCGAGAACUUCGAAGCGAACAGGCCGUUUUCAUUCGUAAUGCGAUGGUCAAAUAUCGAACUAUUCCGAGGCAUCGUGCAUGAUCCGAGAUUAUGAAGUUAACGAGAUGUGUCGCACGUGUGAACAUCAUAAAAUGCGGUAGCAGCUAAACACGAUCCUGUAAGAUCUUCUAUUAAUCUGCUUACCCCUUUUUCUCUCUUUCUCUUUUCACACAGAUUUUAUCACUUGCGAUCAUUGCUAUAGUUUCACUACAUUUUGCAAAUAAUUGAUUAUCUCGCAAUUUCAUGCAGUGACAUGAUUAUUGUUUUAUUGGGAUGAAUAAUUCAAUUAUAUGAAUAUAAUAUAAAUUCGAAUAAAUUCAGCGCUAGCGUAUUAUAGCAAUAAUUAUAAUUGGUAGCAGAGCGAGAAGAGAACAUUGGAGGAGAAAGAUAUUUUGUCAAAGAGGGCCAAAUCAAAUUCGACGUAUGCAAAGCAUACAUUCGUGCAGGAAUUUUGCAUUGACGAAAAUUAUGAAAAAGAAACGAUGUCGUUAAGUAUUUCGUUACAGGAUGUUAUAGGAUGAUUAUAUUGAUAUUUUAUUCGCAGGAAGUCAAACUGUGUUACUUACAAUUAGACACACGCUGACAUUUGAAAUAAAUCGACCGUUUUAUUAUUAUAUACGGUAUAACGAUCGUUAUAACAAGAGAUUGUUCGUAUCUUCGUUCAAGGAUCAUGUGACCGCGUGAGCGUGGCAAAGAUAUGUAUUACGCGAAUCAUUUUUAAUCUGAAAAUUCAGAUACGAUGUUCGAUACGUUUAAUAUUUAUUAGCAUACUUAAGCCACAAAUUCUAGUUGACAGCUUGUUAUGACUGUUGUUUUAACGCCUUCUUAAUACUACGAUCUCAUUUUAACUGAUUCUAAAAUGUCUAAUUGUUGACAUUUUGUGUAACAUUUUAUUUUUAUGUUAAAAUAAAAUGUGCAUUAUUAUUACGGGCG